This is a messenger RNA of Urocitellus parryii (Arctic ground squirrel), 1071 nucleotides long. The record is from RefSeq and is a predicted model, not a curated record. NCBI's taxonomy places the organism in Eukaryota, Metazoa, Chordata, Mammalia, Rodentia, Sciuridae.
AUGGCCAGGGUCCCCCUUCUUCUCCUGAUAUUGUGUCACUUCUCAGGUUCUCUCUCCCAGCCUGUGCUGACUCAGCUGCCCUCCAUCUCUGCAUAUUCUGGAGCAACUGUCAGACUCUCUUGCACCCUGAGCAGUGGUGAUAUCAUUACUGGCUAUCACACAACCUGGUACCAGCAGAAGCCAGAGAACCAGUCCCAGUUUCUGCUAAGAUACCACUUAGACUCUAAUAAGAACCAGGGUUCUGGAGUUCCCAGCCUCUUCUCUGGAUCUAAAGAUGCCUCAGCCAAUGCUGGAUUUUUACUCAUCUCAGGCCUUCACCAAGAGAGUAAGGCUGAUUAUUACUGUCUAAUGCUUCAUACUAACAGUGGCACUUGCACAGUGAUCCAGACCAAGGGAGAAAUGAGAUUUAAAACUCCCCUUGUUUUCUCCCUGACUUGUGCUCUCAUAGGGUCCCAGGCACAGUCUAAGUUGAUUCAAGAAUCUUCAAAGUCAGCAUCUAAAGGGGAGAAGGUCACUCUCUCCUGCACUGGAAAUAGCAACAAUGUUGGAGCUUAUUAUGUAGGCUGGUAUCAACAGAUUCUAGGUUCUGCCCCCAAAACUGUGAUGCUUGGUACUACAAGGCCUUCAGGGAUUCCUGAUCGCUUCUCUGGCUCCCAUUCUGGCAACACAGCCACCCUGACCAUCACUGGGCUCCAAGUGGAGGAUGAGGCCAAUUAUUACUGUUCAACAUGGGACAAAAGCGUGACUCAGGAAACUUCACUGACCACAACUCCAGAAGGGACAGUCACACUCACCUGUGGCUCCAGUACUGGUGCCUUCACCACGAGUAACUAUGCAGUCUGGAUCCAACAGAAGCCCUACCAGGUACCUCAGGGUGUAAUAGGUGGCACCAGUAAUCGGGUUCCAGGAGUCCCUGCCCGAUUCUCAGGUUCCCUGCUUGGAGACAAGGCUGCCAUCACCAUCAUAGGGGCCCAGACUGAGGAUGAGUCCACAUAUUACUGUGCUCUGUGGUUCAGCAACCAUUUCCACAGUGACACAUACAGAUUGGGAAAUGAGACACAAACACUCUGA